Molecule: messenger RNA, 3045 nt
Organism: Triticum turgidum subsp. durum (durum wheat)
Lineage: Eukaryota; Viridiplantae; Streptophyta; Magnoliopsida; Poales; Poaceae
Source: the annotation of a GenBank genome assembly
AUGAAGAACCUGUUCAAGAGCAAGAUCAAGUGGCAGCACCGGUCCAACGACCCCGCCUCCUCGUCGCAGCCGCAGUCGUCGGCGACCCCGCCGGCGAGCUCCCCGUCGGGGACGGCUCCGGCGCCCGCGUUGUCCUCCGCCGCGGCGACGCCGACGGCCUCCGCCCCGUCCCCUUCCGCCCCGGUGGCGACGACGCCCAUGGCGGGGGUUGGUGGUGGAGGGGGAGGCGCAGCGGGCGGGGACGACUACAUGUACUCGGAGGAGGAGUUCCAGAUGCAGCUGGCCAUGGCGCUGUCGGCGUCCAACAGCGACUGCGCGGGGGACCGGGACAGGGACCAGAUCAGGGACGCCAAGCUCAUGAGCCUCGGCGGGGGCGACCGCUUCGCCGCCGGCCGGGACGACGGCCACACCGCCGACUCGCUCUCCCGCCGAUACUGGGACUACAACUGCCUCGAUUAUCAUGAGAAAGUUGUCGAUGGUUUCUACGACAUAUUUGACCCCUCCAUGGAGUCCUCUAGGCAGGGGAAGAUGCCAUCACUAGAAGACCUUCAAACAGGCAUUGGGGACCUGGGCUUUGAAGUCAUCGUAAUCAACCGUGCAGUUGAUACUGCCUUGCAGGAGAUGGAGCAAGUGGCGCAAUGCAUCUUGUUGGACUUCCCUGUUGCAAACAUUACACUCCUAGUGCAAAGGAUAGCUGAUCUUGUUACAGAUAAUCUAGGUGGACCUGUGAAAGAUGCAAAUGCUAUGCUUGCAAGGUGGUUGGAGACAAGUACUCAGCUGAGAACCUCACUACAUACUAGCUUGCUGCCAAUUGGCUGCAUUAAAUUAGGGUUGUCUCGUCACCGUGCCCUACUUUUCAAGAUUCUUGCUGAUAGUGUUGGCAUUCCAUGCAAACUUGUCAAAGGGAGUAAUUACACUGGUGAUGAGGAUGAUGCUGUUAACAUAAUAAAGGUGGACAAAGAAAGGGAGUUUUUGGUAGAUCUGAUGGCUGCUCCUGGUGCUCUUAUUCCAGCAGAUGUCUUAAGUUGGAAGGGCAGUUCGUCAAAUUCUAACCAUAAACUUGGCCAGAAAUCUGGACUGAAUCAAAUGGCUGGGUCAUCAAGUACCAUUUAUCCUACUCUGGGUGCCAAUGCAUUGCCACUUGAACAUAAAGGUAACCAGCUACCUUUGUUAAACAGCGGUGAUUGGAUAUCGGCCAGUCAAUCUGGAUACGAGAAAGAGGCGGCCAUAACACAUUCACAAACCUCUUCCAGUGGUACACCAUCUGUUACUGCUGCAGAUGUUUUUGAUGGUUCUUGGACAUUAGUUCCUCAUGCGCAAUCGGACGAGCCGUCUACUUCUGCUGGUACAUCGUCACAGCAUAAAGUUGUACCCCCAGGUGGAGAACAUCCUGGGGCCGGGAAUAUAAAACUAAGCCCAGGUCACCAGGAAAAUACAGAGUCCAAUAACCUAUUUGCUGAGCUUAAUCCUUUUGGGCGUAUUGAGCCAAAGAAAGCUUCAGUACCAUUCAACGGGCCAGAUAAUAGAAACAACGAGUUACAAAGGCGUAGAGAAAAUGUAGUCCCUAGCACUGGAAGGCCACAGCAAAGAUUGGUUAUGAAAAACUGGUCCCCUUACAAUGAUGUUUCCAACAACAAGCAGUACAACUAUGUUCAGGACUCAUUUGCACGUAGAAAUGUUGGUGAUAAUGUUGUAUCAUCGCCGCAGGUGCCACGAUCUGCUGCAAAUAAUAUUAAUCUUAAUAUUGGAGCACGCAAUGAUGGAUCACAUGCAGUGUCAGCUCACAAUAAUGACAGUUUUAUGGCUGGUUCCUCUGCCAUGAAGAUGCCUUCUGUAGCUGAGAUUGGGAAGGCUGCUGAAAUGGCUAUGCGUGGUGAUUUGAGCAAAGGUCCUACAGGUUCUAGACUGGAGGAUCAACCACCAUUUGGAAGACACAAAUGGGGUGAUUCUACUGAACGAAGGGUUCCGACUAAUUCAGUUCAGAACCAAGCAAAAGAACGUGAAACUAACUUCGACGGAAAGCAAGACCAUAAGAAGUUGCCUCCUGAUCCAAAGAAAUCUCCACUUGACAGAUUCAUGGACGUGUCGAUGCCAUCAAGAAAUUCAGAAUCUGUUUCACCAUCCUCUGCCAGGUCACACAGGCUUGAUUGCGUGUUCGAUGAUGUUUCUGAAUGUGAAAUUCUCUGGGAAGAUCUUGUGAUUGGUGAACGGAUUGGCUUAGGUUCAUAUGGUGAGGUAUACCGUGCUGAUUGGAAUGGAACAGAAGUAGCUGUGAAGAAAUUCUUGGAUCAAGAUUUCUAUGGCGAUGCUUUGGAUGAAUUUCGAAGUGAAGUGCGGAUUAUGCGUCGACUGCGUCAUCCAAAUAUCGUUCUCUUUAUGGGUGCUGUUACACGCCCUCCAAACUUAUCUAUUGUAUCUGAGUAUCUUCCAAGGGGAAGUUUAUAUAAGAUCCUUCACCGUCCUGGCUGCCAAAUUGACGAGAAGCGUAGGAUUAAGAUGGCCAUUGAUGUGGCCAAGGGCAUGAAUUGCCUGCACACUAGUGUACCAACAAUUGUUCACCGGGAUCUUAAAUCACCUAACUUGCUGGUCGACAAUAAUUGGAAUGUCAAGGUUUGUGAUUUUGGACUUUCACGCUUGAAGCACAGCACAUUUUUAUCAUCCAAAUCAACUGCUGGAACUCCUGAGUGGAUGGCACCUGAGGUCUUGCGGAAUGAGCAGUCAAAUGAAAAGUGCGAUGUCUACAGCUUUGGCGUCAUCUUGUGGGAGCUGGCAACACUAAGAAUGCCGUGGGGUGGGAUGAACCCGAUGCAAGUCGUGGGAGCGGUUGGCUUCCAGGACCGAAGGCUUGAUAUCCCCAAGGAAAUCGAUCCUCUAGUCGCUAGGAUCAUAUGGGAGUGCUGGCAGAAGGAUCCGAAUCUGCGCCCUUCAUUUGCGCAGUUAACAACUGCUCUGAAGACGGUCCAAAGGCUUGUCGGCCCCUCUCCUCCGGAGACGCAGAGCCCCCCUGUGCCCCAAGAGAUCUGGGUGAACUCCUCUACCCCAUGA